Molecule: messenger RNA, 1087 nt
Organism: Apis laboriosa (Himalayan honeybee)
Lineage: Eukaryota; Metazoa; Arthropoda; Insecta; Hymenoptera; Apidae
Product: sperm flagellar protein 1-like
Exons: 4
Coding region: 445-984 (179 amino acids)
Biological process (GO): regulation of cytoskeleton organization
Cellular component (GO): axoneme
Molecular function (GO): microtubule binding
Source: RefSeq, a predicted model, not a curated record
CUUUAUGAUGUAUUGUUUCGGGAAAGUUCUUCUUAAACAUGUGUCCCUGAUAAAUAUUGAAGCAUAUAAUAUCAUUUAAAGUAUUAAAUAAAUGAAUUAAAUAAUUUGAUUGUAAAAGAAAAAAGAAAAAAGGAAAAGAAAAAUUUAUUGAUGUAUUUUUAUAUUUUCGUAAGAUUCAAGUUAUUAAUUUUUCUGUAUAUAUAAGAAAUGCAAUAAUUGAAAUUUCAACGUUAUACCAUUUAUCCGUUAAUUUGAUGGAAGGAAGCGCAUGAUGAACCAAAAUGAAGUUGGAUUCAUAAAUAGGUUACAAUAUACAUAUGUCGACCUAAUCAAAAUUUGCAAAUUGACAGUAUGUAACAAAAAUAAAACGAUGACAUUUAUAAAUUCCAAUGUAUAAAAAUAAGUUCUUUUUGAAUUUUAAUGAUAAAUAAGUAAGCUAGAAACAUGAGCGAGGAAUUAGCACCUGACCCUACCCUUGAAGAAAUAUAUACAUGGAUCGAGCAAAUACAAUUUUCAAAACCAAAGAAGAAUCUUGCUCGAGAUUUUUCCGACGGUGUUUUUAUGGCUGAAUUGUUAAAACGGUACUAUCCUAAAAACAUCGAUAUACAUAAUUAUGUUCCUGGUAAUAGCGUUGCAAAAAAAAUAGAUAAUUGGUGUACGCUAAAUCGGAAGGUACUUUCAAAGCUUGAUAUCAAAUUAGGAAAAGAUAUAAUCAAUAAAUUGGCAAAUUCGCAACCUGGUAUUAUUGAAAAAGUUUUAAUCGAAUUGCGAACUAAAAUUUUAAAAGAUUGUAAUACGGAAAGGAAUAAUUUAUAUUCUGAAUAUCAGGAAAACGAAAAACCAGAAGUUGUUAAGUCAGUGCUCAAUACUGAAGAAGUAGCGAAUAAAACUGUUCCACGUCAUGUUUUUGUUCGAUUAAAACAGGAAUUAGAAGAAAAAAAUGAAAUGAUAAAAAUGCUUCAUCAAAAGAUAGAUUCAAUGUAAAUAGAAAUUUUAUAUUGGUGCUCUCAUACUUGGUGGUGAAACCAAAAUUACACCAUCACCACGAACAAAAAGCAUAGAAAUAUUCCUUUUAGUCGUACGAUAA